This is a messenger RNA of Aspergillus mulundensis, 1548 nucleotides long. Its product is annotated as TPR domain protein. The record is from RefSeq and is a predicted model, not a curated record. Lineage: Eukaryota; Fungi; Ascomycota; Eurotiomycetes; Eurotiales; Aspergillaceae. The transcript has a single exon. Gene Ontology annotation, biological process: protein quality control for misfolded or incompletely synthesized proteins. Bases 1 to 1548 code for a protein of 515 amino acids. Gene Ontology annotation, molecular function: misfolded protein binding. Gene Ontology annotation, cellular component: i-AAA complex.
AUGCUCAGCGCAGCUCGCCGCACAAGCUGCGCCUUCAUUCGCAACCCCCGAACACCCGCCACGCUCUCUCGAACCAUUGCAUUCUCCCACCCACGACCAUUGCAACACUUGCCGAAAACAAAAGCUUCGAACCUGUACAGCGAACCUCGAUCUUCACCAUCUCCCAUCCUCCGCCAUGUCCCUAGCUUCUCGCAUCAAACGCGAUCCCUCUCCUACCUCGACCGCACUCGGCUCGGCCUCAAACAAGCAUCAAAGGGGAUAUGGCGCAAGUAUCCAUUUUUGCUGCCUUUCGCGAUCCUCGGAGUUAUUGGAUCCACUCUAGCCUUCGCAUACAUUGUCUACGUCGAACUGUUCCACAACGCACCUCAGUACCACAAAUUCCCUCUGGAGGUCGUGAAGCCUCUGCGCAAGGCGGUAUACUACACUGAUGUGAUGCUCCAGCCGCAACUUGCGGUCAAAUAUUAUAAAGAGGCCUUGAAAGCCGCGGCUGCAGUUGGCAUGGAUCCGUUCUCCGAUGAGGUGAUCGGGAUCAAAUUACAGGUAGCGGAUGUGCUGGAGCGCUCCGGCAACGUGAAACCGGCAAUCAAUGUGUUCGAGAUGACUAAGAAGGAGAUGGUGGAGUGGGUUCAAAAGGGGCGGGAGAACGCAGCGGAGAGGCAGAAGUUACUAGAUGAGCAGAUGAAGAUGGUCGAGAAGGAAUCGAAGAGCCACGCCAAACUAGACACGAAACUUGAAAUCAACAACCCCCAGAUCCUCGAUACGUUUGAGCAGAUUCAAGCGGGUGAAGAGAAUCUCAAGCAACAACAAGACAAGUGCAUCAAGAAAGCUGUUGGGAUCUCACUGAAGCUCGCAGACCUCUACGACAGCGACCACAUGCAGGAUUCAAAGAAGUCGGAGGAAGCCGCCGAAGCCGCCGUCGAUCUGAGUAUGAAAGAGCUUCAAUACCGGGAGAACGCCGGGCUACCCGUCUGCAAGGCCGAUCCCGACGCGGAAGAACAUAAAACGCCCUAUAUAACCCAACGAGAGGCCGCAAUGGCCCUUUCCAGCUUAGCCCAGAUAUACCGGAACCGUGACGAAUCAGGGCUUGCCGUCGCGUGCUACAUGCGUGCUUUGGAUCUGCUGCGCGCGGAGGAAGGCCCUGUACCGACCUGCAGCCAGGCGCGAAUGAUAGGCGAUAUUGCGAGCAUACUCACGAUGCAGUCUGUUAAAGCCGCAGCUGCUGUGCAGUCUAUGGGGCCGACGAAGAACGAGGGCUCCGAGGCUGCGCGCGACCACUUGAUCAAGCAUGCAGAAGAGUGGGCAAUGAGGGGUGAUGAAGUGCAGAGUAAAGUCCCUGCAAACAAGAGGAAUGAACAUUGCAAAGAAGCCUGUAUGACUGCAAAGUAUAUGCUGGGCCAUCUUGCACAAGUCCAGGGCAAUUUGGAAGAGGCUGAAAAACACUUCAGAACGGCACUAGCUGUUGCUAAUGAGCUAGACGAGCCCAGGGCCCGGGAGGCCAUGAUUGAGCAUAUGGAAAAGAAUAUCCGGGGAGUGUCCAAGAAAAAAUAG